Molecule: messenger RNA, 1869 nt
Organism: Humulus lupulus (European hop)
Lineage: Eukaryota; Viridiplantae; Streptophyta; Magnoliopsida; Rosales; Cannabaceae
Product: pentatricopeptide repeat-containing protein At1g31790-like
Exons: 2
Coding region: 162-1493 (443 amino acids)
Biological process (GO): RNA modification
Molecular function (GO): RNA binding; protein binding
Source: RefSeq, a predicted model, not a curated record
AAGUUUUUAAGUUUUAACCGACUCAUGCGCUCCUCUGUUCUUCUGUUUUUGAAAUCAGUCCAGCCCAGCCUAGGCCAGGUACACGCAGAAGAAAAAAUGCCCCUACAUGAGCAGAGUAACACCUAACAGACUGAGUAAUAAACUGACCUGCUUCUCUCCCUAUGUCUUUCUCCCUUGCUGAUAUGGGAAUGGCAGUAGCUGCUCUUCCCGAAGCAGUAGGAGGAGGGAGUUUGGUCCUCCACCAUAGUUCUCCAGAAAAGAGUAGCAGCCCCAGGACACCCAAGCCUGCGUAUAGGGUUUUGCUGCCUCUGCGCAGCCCCAACAAGUCACGUACUGUGCUUCCACCUAUGAAACCCAAGUCCUCUGGUUGUUCUCCUCAUAUAUCAACUAAAAAGAAGAAGAGGAAGAGUGCUUCCUCUACCACUCCGGAUUGCACCACUUCUGAUGUUCUGAACUUAAUGGAUUCCCUUUGUCUCCCCGUCUCUCCUGACAUGUACACUUCUUUUAUAAGAGAAUGCACCAGCUCUGCUCACUCCCAUCGAUCUGAUGAUCUGCACGCCCAUAUCAGGCGAAGCGGCCUCCGGCAACCACCCUUAUCUUUAUUGAAUCGCCUCCUCCUUAUGCAUGUCUCCUGUGGCCAUUUAGACAUGGCCCGCCAUCUGUUUGAUGGAAUGCCCUCAAAAGAUUUUAAGUCCUGGGCCACCAUCAUAGUUGCUUAUCUUAACAGAGAUGAUUAUGAGGAAGCCAUGAAUUUGUUCCUGAAAAUGGUGCACCAUGUCAGCAUGCUAGAAUUCCCUGCUUGGAUCAUGGUCUGCCUGCUCAAGUCGUGUAUAUGCAGGAGUAAUAUGGAUUUAGGGAAACAAGUUCAUGGCUGCUCCUUAAAGUUGGGCCAUGCUAAUAAUUUGGUUCUGGCUAGUUCCUUGAUAAACUUUUAUGGGAAAUUUAGGUGUCUGGAAAGUGCCGACAUAGUGUUUAACCAACUAGCCCAUCAUAAUUCACUGACAUGGAUUGCUAGACUGAUCAACAACUCCAGGGAAGAGCUCUUCUUUGAAGUAUUUAGAGACUUUAGGGAAAUUGGAAAGUCAGGAAUUAAGAAGAAUGCAUUGAUGUUUUCUAGUGUUUUGAAGGCAGGUGCGAGAAUGCAUGAUCGUGGGCAAUGCGGUCGACAAGUUCAUGCAAACGCCAUCAAACUUGGAUUAUAUACAAACGUGUAUGUGCAGUGUGGGUUGGUUGACAUGUAUGGAAGAAGUGGUCUUGUUAGAGAUGCAAAAAGGGUGUUUGAAAUGUGUAGUGACAAAAGUAGUAACGCAUGUUGGAAUGCCAUGAUUGGUGGUUAUAUACGAAAUGGGUUAUAUGUUGAGGCCAUUAAGUUCCUCUAUGAGAUGAAGGCAACUGGACUGCAGCUUCAACCAUCUCUGCUAGAUGAACUGAGGAUUGCUUGUGGUAGUAAUACUCAUUCCCUUGAAGAACUUUACCCCACAUUGAAUGCUUAAAGCAACACUGGUUUUUGAACAAGCAAAUAAAAGAUUGAAUACCAAAACAGAGAAUGAAGUUAAAAUUUGGGAUAAGAAAGGCAUUGCAGCUAUUACCCUUGUUAUUGUUAAUAGAUUUUAGGAUCAUAAACUCGAAUGGCAGAAUCUUGGCUAGCAAAUUUAGUACCAUUUUGUAUAUAUCAAUCAACAGUUCACUGUCUUUUGUUGGGAUCAAAGAUUUACAUAUAGUCGUCUAUUGUCAAACAAAAUGACAUUUGGUGAUUGUUGUAUUUAUUGUCAAACAAAAUGACAUUUGGUGAUUGUUGCAUUUCUCUUUUUGGGGUUCUUAAGAUUAAGGAUACAAUUCAUCAAUAUAUAUUAGAGUUGUUACUUGCUA